CACCGAUCAUGGAAAGAGCCGAAGAUGUCAGCUUGGUCAUGUGAUCAGCUGUGUCCAAUCACAGCUGAUCACAUCUCGAGAGGAGAGGAGAGCCGGCUUUCCAGCGGAGGGGAAGCGCUGAUGAUCAGUGUGCCCCAGUGUAGCCCUAGCAGUGCCACCUGUCAGUGUCCAUCAAUGCCUUAUGUCAGUGCUCAUCAGUGCCUCGUGCCAGUGCCCAUCAGUGCCACAUCAAUGCCACAUAUCAGUGCCUACCAGUGCACAUCAAUGCCACAUAUCAGUGCCCAUCUGAGCUGCCUUUCAGUGUCACCCAUCAGUGCCAGUCAGUGCCGCCUAUCAGUGCUGCCUAUCAGUGCCAUAUAUCAGUGCCAUGUAUCAGUGCUGCCUUUCAGAGCCCAUCAGUGA
Staurois parvus is the source of this 402-nucleotide messenger RNA. NCBI's taxonomy places the organism in Eukaryota, Metazoa, Chordata, Amphibia, Anura, Ranidae. The record is from the annotation of a GenBank genome assembly.